Molecule: messenger RNA, 453 nt
Organism: Micromonas pusilla CCMP1545
Lineage: Eukaryota; Viridiplantae; Chlorophyta; Mamiellophyceae; Mamiellales; Mamiellaceae
Exons: 1
Biological process (GO): N-terminal peptidyl-methionine acetylation
Cellular component (GO): NatC complex
Molecular function (GO): protein-N-terminal amino-acid acetyltransferase activity
Source: RefSeq, a predicted model, not a curated record
GACGUCGCCUUCGUUCCCUACGCGGGCGAGGACGUCCACAUGCCCGUCGUGAUGGACCUCAUCGAUCGCGAGCUCUCCGAGCCGUACAGCGUCUUCACGUACCGAUACUUCAUCAACAACUGGCCCAAGCUGUGCGUGCUCGCGUACGCGAACGACGUCCCGAUCGGCGUCGUCGUGUGCAAGCUCGAGAAGCACAGGGACAUGUACCGCGGCUACGUCGGGAUGCUCGUCGUCGCGCGGACGCAUCGAAAGCUCAAGCUGGGGUCGGCGCUCGUGUCGAGAGCGCUCGCGGUGAUGCAGAGCGAGGGCGCGGACGAGUGCGUCCUGGAGGUGGAGUCCACGAACGUCGGCGCGCUGCGGCUGUAUCAAAACUUGGGGUUCAUACGCGACAAGAGGCUGGAGAGGUACUACCUCAGCGGGAACGACGCGUAUCGGAUGAAGCUUCUGUUUCCG